Molecule: messenger RNA, 1275 nt
Organism: Trichoderma atroviride IMI 206040
Lineage: Eukaryota; Fungi; Ascomycota; Sordariomycetes; Hypocreales; Hypocreaceae
Source: RefSeq, a predicted model, not a curated record
AUGUGGCCUCAGAUGAACCCACUGUCAUUGUCCCUGGCAGCUUUGCUAGCAGCUCCUCUGGCGCAGGCAAAUCCUGCCCGUGGCUGUCGCCCAAAGUGCUACCCAGACGACUUCCUCCAAUUUCUGCGCUCGCCGUCCAACCUGCCAGAAGUGCUGCCGUUUUGUAGCACGUUUCUCCAUUUACCAGCUUCUACUAUCACAGCCACGACUGUGACACCAACGACCACCGCAUACUCUACGAUCUUCACCGAUGUGUCCCCAACUGCCACGAUCUACACCGAAAUUGUCGAAACGGUGAUUCCUACGCGGACUACUACGGUCACAAACGUACACACCGAAACGAGCACUGUGACUGACACGUCACUUACGACGGAAUUCGUCACGGUGACUGCCGCGGUGGUGCAGGGACGUGCUGUCUCAAUGCCUCUCUCGCAACGAAUUACUCAGUCAUACGACCCGAGUAAAAUAUCCAGUGGCUGUGCUUGUCUGACGAUCCCCAUCUCAACAAUCUACGCCACGGCGACAGCACAAGCGGUAACAAUCACGGAAACGGAUCAAGCAGCAACAACGGCGCCUGAAGUUACGCAAGUUCUUACUUCUUACCAAACCACCACUCUUGCUGAAGUUGUGGAGACUACGACGAUUGACAGCACGGCCGUUGUUCCAGCGACUACCACUCAAGUAUCAGUGGUAACAUCUACAGUCACAAACACCCCCACUGCCUCUGUAACUGGAAACUUUUACAUCCGGAACGUACGCCCAGCGGCGGACAACUUUUUCACAGGCAACUUUCUCCUCAACCGAGAUUUCAGCGCUACCAAUAAGAUCCAGGCUGCCACGAUUGCAGGAGCCAACACCACAGCUCCUCGUAUGGGCCUCACUCCAGAGGGCUACCUCACUAUCAUGCAAUCUCGAGUAGCUGCCUCAUCCGUCACGGGAACAGAAGACCAGACGUGGAUCGCCUUCGUCCACAACGGUGUGAAUAGCGAAUUCCUCGCUUUCGACAAACUAGCCAACGUCCAGGCAUGUUCAACCUGCCGACCACUGCAAUUUGCAAUUAGUCAAGAGUCGGACGGGACCUAUAUCAACCUUUCUUCGAAUGAGGGAGCAAGAGCCAUCUACAUCUGCGGCCCUAAUGCGAGCGCUGGUGUCAGCUUUUAUGCGUUCUGGACUAGUCUCACAGGAGCUCCAACGACGAGUUGUUUCUUGCAGCGGAUAUACGAGUCCAAAGAGGGAGUUGCUGGGCCUACGUUUGGGACGCCAACUCACGGAUAA